Molecule: messenger RNA, 1361 nt
Organism: Vigna radiata var. radiata (mung bean)
Lineage: Eukaryota; Viridiplantae; Streptophyta; Magnoliopsida; Fabales; Fabaceae
Product: dnaJ homolog subfamily B member 13
Exons: 3
Coding region: 145-1158 (337 amino acids)
Cellular component (GO): cytosol
Molecular function (GO): protein-folding chaperone binding
Source: RefSeq, a predicted model, not a curated record
GUUCUCAUCCUCUUCUAAUAUUGUAUUCAGUGUAACCCAAUUUGGCAGAAGAUACCUAUAACAGAUUCCAUUAACAAGGUAGUUAACAAGCUUGAACCUUGAAGGUCAUUCCCAAAAACACAAUUAUUUCCACAGUGAAGGAGUAUGGGUGUGGACUACUAUAAAAUUUUGCAGGUCGACAAGAAUGCCACGGAUGAAGAUUUGAAGAAAGCUUACAGAAAGCUUGCAAUGAAAUGGCACCCUGACAAGAAUGCAACUAAUAAGAAAGAGGCUGAGACUAAGUUCAAGCAGAUAUCUGAAGCCUACGAGGUUUUGAGUGAUCCCCAGAAAAGAGCAAUUUAUGAUCAGUACGGAGAAGAAGGGCUUAAAGGGCAAGUACCACCUCCAGAUGCUGGUGGCACAACUUUCUUCCAAACUGGGGAUGGUCCAACAACAUUCAGGUUCAAUCCAAGAAACGCAAAUGACAUUUUUUCUGAGUUUUUCGGGUUUUCAAGCCCAAGCUCAUUUGGUGGCGGUGGUGGUGGUGGCAUGAGGGGUGGUUCCUUCGGUGGAGUUUUUGGCAAUGGUAUGUUUGGUCCAUUUGCAGAAGGAGGGCCAAUGAAUCAGGGUCCACGCAAGGCACCUCCUAUAGAGAAGAGGUUACCUUGCACCCUUGAAGAGCUCUAUAAGGGCACUACCAAAAAAAUGAAGAUCUCAAGGGAGAUUGCUGAUGCAAGUGGGAAAACUUUACCUGUGGAGGAGAUAUUGACCUUGGAAAUUAAAGCAGGGUGGAAGAAGGGAACAAAGAUCACAUUCACAGAGAAAGGGAAUGAGCUUCCAAAUAUGAUUGCUUCUGAUCUUGUGUUUGUUAUUGAUGAGAAACCUCACCCAGUCUUUACUAGAGAUGGUAACGAUUUGGUUGUGACACAAAAAGUGUCACUUGCAGAAGCUCUUACAGGUUACACUGUUCAUCUUACAACACUGGAUGGAAGGGCUCUAAACAUUACCAUUAACAAUGUUAUUCAUCCAAACUAUGAAGAGGUUGUCCCAAAGGAAGGGAUGCCAAUUUCAAAAGAUCCUUCAAAGAAGGGUAAUCUUAGAAUCAAAUUCAACAUCAAAUUCCCGGCAAAGUUGACAUCAGAGCAAAAGGCAGGAAUCAAGAAGCUGCUGUCAUAUUGAACCGCAUCUUUUGUGUGCAGUUUUCCUAUCUGAUGUCAUUCUUAAUUAGAUGGUUUUGUUUUUGUGUAGUUUGUGUGUAAUAUCUUGUGGAAAGUUUAUUAUGAAAAGGAGUCUAGCAAUAAGAAGGAUGAUACUACAAGUGAUAUGUUCAAGGUUAAACUGGCCAUGAUAUGCAAAAUCUGACAUUACCAGUUUUGGAUUCA